GUUAUAGCCCAUAUAUAAUGCUAAUGAUCUGUUACUGUUUGAGAUCUAUGUUACUAGGAACGAGAGUUAUUAAGUAUGUCCUUAUAGUCAUUGUGCAAAAUAUACUUCACAUCUAAUUUAUUAACAUACACCAGAACUUGAAGAAGAAAAACAACAGAAAAUGGAAGAGAAGCAACAACAGUUUCAAGCUUUGGAUGAUAAACAACGUCCAUGGUCGGCCUGGAGUCGUACUAAUGAAUCUUGUGUACAACAUACUGGACAUGACAUCGAGCAAGUACAAGAAUUGUAUUCUAUGUGUGAACAACCACUUAUAAAUUAUUGCUCCCAUAAGAACUAUCGACAUACAAACAGUACCACCACCUCAUAUUUAUCUCCUAUGAAUUUGCUUGCUGUUACAUUAUGGUACUUAAAGCAUUAUCAUUCUGAACGUUAUAUUGCUACAGAAUUAAAUUUGGGUCGAUCAACAGUAAAUUAUUUAUUACCAGAGGUUGUGGAUAUUUUACAUUCCUCAAUUCCUGAACCUUAUGAUUCAACUCAACGUAAAGCAUAUUAUCAUGCAAAAAGUUCAAGAAACUACGCAUUAAAAGUACAAGUAGCUUGUGAUUUCCAUUAUCGAAUAGUGCAUGUGUCCGAAUGUUACAAAGGCAGUGUACAUGAUAUUACAGUUUUACGAGAUUCAGGACUAUUAGAACAUGUAAAUGACUCUGUACAAAUUAUUGCUGACAAAGGAUACAUUGGUGAAGAAUACGUGGUUACUCCAAGAAAGAAACCUCGUGGACGCGAAUUAUCAGAUGAAGACAAAAGUUUCAAUCGAGAUAUUAAUAGUGCAAGAGCAGCUAUUGAAAAUAUCAAUCAGCGUCUCAAAACCUAUGCUAUUUUGGGCAGUGUGUACCGAGGAGCUAUUGAUGAUUUUCAUAAGAUAACUAAAAUAGUACAAGUUGUUUCUGCUCUAUGUAAUAUGAACUUGAAUAAACAUCCUAUUCGUAAAUACACAACAUAA
Molecule: messenger RNA, 1000 nt
Organism: Didymodactylos carnosus
Lineage: Eukaryota; Metazoa; Rotifera; Eurotatoria; Philodinida; Philodinidae
Source: the annotation of a GenBank genome assembly